AUGAAGAUUCGAAUCGUGCCAGCUCUAGAAGAUAAUUAUAUGUAUUUACUGAUAGAUGAGAAAUCUAAAACCUGCGCUGCUGUCGACCCCGUGGAACCAAAAAAGAUUCAGGAGGCUGUAAAAGAAGAAAAUGUGGAGUUGACAUCAGUUUUAACAACUCAUCAUCAUUGGGAUCAUGCUGGAGGAAAUGACAAGUUGAUAGAGUUGAUGGGAAAGAAAACAGUCUAUGGUGGUGAUGAUAGAAUCGGUGCCCUGACAAAUAAAGUUCAACAUGGUGAUAAAUUUCAGAUAGGAGAACUAGAUAUAGAAUGUUUAUUUACACCAUGCCAUACCUCAGGACAUAUUUGUUAUUUUGUAAAUAAUAAAGAGAAAACACAACCUGCCGUAUUUACAGAGACAAAACAGAGAUCUAACCAUGAAACUACCAUUCCCUCUACAAUAGAAGAAGAAUUAUUAUACAAUCCAUUUAUGAGAGUUGGAGUUGAGAGUUUACAGAAGAAAGUCGGUGGUUCAGAUGAAAUUGAUACAAUGGGAAAACUGAGAGAGGCAAAAAAUAGUUUUAAACCUCCUCAACAUAAAAUAUAA
This is a messenger RNA of Lottia gigantea (owl limpet), 585 nucleotides long. RefSeq lists its product as hypothetical. The transcript is spliced from 7 exons. The record is from RefSeq and is a predicted model, not a curated record. Gene Ontology annotation, molecular function: hydroxyacylglutathione hydrolase activity. Bases 1 to 585 code for a protein of 194 amino acids. NCBI's taxonomy places the organism in Eukaryota, Metazoa, Mollusca, Gastropoda, Lottiidae.